AAAUAACCAAAUUAAACAAGAUUAUGAAACAUUAUAAAAUUGGAAAUAAAAAACCACAUACAUAGGUUAUGAUAUACGUCAUUGCAAAAUUAUUAUAAAAUAAUCUGCUGUCUAAGGUUAACAGGAAACCAACCAGCGUUUUAUUUCUUCGGUGCGCGUGGUGUAACUCCGUAUAUUGGUUAUGAAACCUAGGCACAUAGAAACACGGGCAAAGGAGCACUUGGAUCGGGACAAGUCCUCACACAUGUUUUCAUGUAAAACAUCUAAUUCUGUUUCACUAUUCCUGAUUCUGCACGCAAUAAUUUGCCCUUUACAUUGAUUGGGAAAAUCCUUCCAUCAUUAUCACUAUUUAAUUCUAUUACAUGACUUACCAUAGUAUUCAGCUAAGUACUGUAGUAGUAGGCCUGCUUGACAUUAUUUUUUUUUUUUUUUGCAUUAAUUAUAACUGCCUGUAAAGAUAAUAUUUCGGAAAUAAAAGACGUUGAUGGGAAUAAUUUGGAUUUUGUUAAUUCUUAAAGUUAAAUAAUAAAUUGUUCUUAGAUUUUUUCAUAGUUUGUUCUUAGAAAAAAUGUAAUCAAUUUAUACUUAAAUAAACUCUAUCCAACGUUAAUGUAAGUACUAUCUCGAAAAGAAGCCCUUACUAUCUUUUGAUUAAAAGAUCAAAUUAAAAUUAUAAAAUAAAUUUAUAUUUGAAUAAACACUAUCCAACGUUAUUGUCUUAUAGGUCUUCCUACUAAUAGCUGGUUGGUAAGGAAUUGCAUAGCUUUUGACUUGAAACAAGAAAUUGUGAUUGACGUGAAUAUGCCGAUUCGUUACUUUCAACAUAUAAGAAAUCGAAGUGUUCAGGGAGCUUUUAUCACAUUCCUUGUUUUGCUGUUGACGAGAUUCUUUCAGGAAAUACAAGACAUCGUCAUCAAAACACCAGUCCUUGGGUUGAAGUCAGAACAAGGAUUGUUUUCACGUCGUGACGAUGAUUGGUUUGCUCAUCCUCUUGAUAAACACCAUACUGAAUCUGUUAGACGAAAAGUUGAAAACGAGUCCGCGUACUUCAUAGAAAACCCAAAUUCUGUAGUCAAAAAUUACAAUUUUGGCGUCUCCCAGCAGCAUAGAAGAACUUUGCUGCGAGAUGAGUGUCGUUAUCGAGCAGAGAGCAGCAAACCUGUCACAGAGUAUCGUCAAAAUAUUUCGAAAGGUCUCCAGUACAUUCUUGUUGUUGAUUGUCUACGCUUGAUUUUCUGUCAAGUGCGUAAGGUAUCCUCCGUCACAUGGCGCAUGGCAUUGGAAGAGGCCUCCGAGAAACUCGAAUGUGGAUCGGUUCGUCUCUUAGGUUCUUACUCGGAUAUUGAAAAGCAAAAGAUCAUACGGGAAUAUACCAAGGCGAUAUUCGUUCGUGAACCGAUAGAAAGACUUGUUUCGGCUUGGAACAAUAAGUUUGCAAAAGGAAGAUUUUAUGAAAAGCUGUACGGUCCAGUGAUAGUUGAAAAGUAUCGGAAACCAGCUCUGCCAGACAACCAACGAUCUAAAAAGAAUGAUACAUAUUUGGUCCGAGAGACUGCCAUCAACAAACCUACCUCUCUUAAUAAACGUGAUGAUUCAAUAUUCUAUAAUAUAACAUUCGAAGAGUUUAUAAGCUAUAUAGUCGACCCUGAUGUCAGUGUCGCCUCUGGUGCCGAUAUGCAUUGGCAGGACGUAGAGACCAGAUGUGCCCCAUGUGACAUUGCUUAUGACUUUAUCGGUCAUUUUGAAACGAAAACUAUUGACGCUCAGGCAUUGUUUAUGAAACUUGGUACAGAGGUACCUUCUCAUUUUCGAAAACAUCACCAAUCCUUAACAAAUAAUAUAUUGCGAAAAGAACUCAAAACCUUGCCAAAGUAUAUAAUUCAUAAACUGUAUGCAAAAUACAAAUCAGACUAUAGGUUAUUCGGCUACAAACAACAUAUAGGCCUAACGAAACUUUAAUUCCAGGUAAAAUUCGCCUACUAUUAGUAUUUUUUGGUUCUAAAAACAAACCUAUGAAAUGCUUUUAACGAAUGGUGCAUUUUCAUUUACCUUUUUUUGGCGAAGACAAUUUUUCAUAUAACUUUUAAAUAAUUCACAUCGACUUAUUAUAAUUUACAAUAAUUUUCCAUCGUGUCUUGCCCUUUGACUUUCUGUUUUUACUCCUUUUUUAAAAUAUAUAAUAGCACAUGUUGAACUGCAGUAAUUCAUUAUCAUAUUUAUUUUUAUCAUAAUUAAGGUGUUACAAUCUCUUUUCGUAAUUUUGUGAAGAUAAUCUUUAAAGUAAUUACAAUAGGGUAGAAAAUACUACGCUCUUUAGAGUGGAAAUUAGUUGUUUGUGAGGUUUUAACAAUUAAAACAGUGUAUGAACUUGGGUUGAAUUCACAAUGGAUUUAGACUCAGAGGCCUAAUUUUAUAGAUUAGUUUGUACAGAAAUGCCUGUCUGUAUUAUGUCUUAGUCAUACCACGUUAAAAGCACCAGUUCUUGUCCGAUCACCGAGGUAACCAACGUUGGGCCUAGUUAGAUUAAGAUAUACGGUGAAUAUUUAUUUCAUAUGUUGUGUAGUUAACAAAAUUGAAUAACUGACGUAUUGUAGUGUUGCUAUAUUGCUGUAUUGAAUAUAAUACACACACUGCCGAUGCAAUUCCACGAGAGCGCAACGUGACGAGGUGCGUGAAACGGAUUGUUUUUGAUGAGGAUCAUCAGAUUCAAACACUCACAGACGAUGGAGAUUCAUCAGUCGCAGUGUGUAACCAGCUUCAGACAGUACGGUAACAGUGCAGUCUCCUAAAAUCACCACCGAAAAUAUGACAUUUAUCAAUAAUAAUAAUAAUAAUAAUGUUAUUGUUAUUAUUUAUUUAUUUACUUAUUUUAUUAUUAUUAUUAUUGUGCAAGUCUUAUAACAUUUAUAUAUAUGUAU
This is a messenger RNA of Anneissia japonica, 2918 nucleotides long. Its product is annotated as carbohydrate sulfotransferase 14-like. The coding region runs from base 802 to 1959 and encodes 385 amino acids. Gene Ontology annotation, molecular function: sulfotransferase activity. Gene Ontology annotation, cellular component: membrane. Gene Ontology annotation, biological process: carbohydrate biosynthetic process. The transcript has 3 exons. The record is from RefSeq and is a predicted model, not a curated record. Lineage: Eukaryota; Metazoa; Echinodermata; Crinoidea; Comatulida; Comatulidae.